This is a messenger RNA of Mycosarcoma maydis (corn smut), 381 nucleotides long. RefSeq lists its product as uncharacterized. Lineage: Eukaryota; Fungi; Basidiomycota; Ustilaginomycetes; Ustilaginales. The record is from RefSeq and is a predicted model, not a curated record. The transcript is spliced from 2 exons. Bases 1 to 381 code for a protein of 126 amino acids.
AUGGAAUUGCCACUGCCCAACUUUCGUGACGGCAUCGAAUCAAACCAUCCUGAUCUGGCUGAAAAGGCUGAAAACGUCUGUCCAUCCUUGCUUGUAGUGUCGGCCACCUUUGUCAGGCGAGAAUCUUGUCUCAAGAGGCGCAACGUCGCAAACGCACCCUUACAGUUGAGCAUCGCUCAUCGCUUUGAUGCACGCCGCGUCUUUCCGCAACCCUCGCAACAGGUUCACACACUUUACCGAUGCUCUCAUGUCUGGACUAAAGACCAGAUCUUUCCUGCUGUUCUCGAAUCUCCCUUUUGUGUCUCGCAGCCAAGUGAGCAGCUUCAGCCUGUGUUGCACAGGUACAUACAUGCACAAUGUUCCACUGAUCCUGCCGGAUAA